This is a messenger RNA of Guillardia theta CCMP2712, 1008 nucleotides long. RefSeq lists its product as hypothetical. The transcript has a single exon. Lineage: Eukaryota; Cryptophyceae; Pyrenomonadales; Geminigeraceae. Gene Ontology annotation, molecular function: protein-lysine N-methyltransferase activity; protein binding. Gene Ontology annotation, biological process: peptidyl-lysine monomethylation. Bases 1 to 1008 code for a protein of 335 amino acids. The record is from RefSeq and is a predicted model, not a curated record.
AUGGAUAAGAAGGAAGAGAUUCGACUGGAAUCCGAUCAACUCUUGGAAUGGCUGCAGAGGAACGGAGGACAAGCCGAGUCCAUCGCAAUCCGGCAGUUCGAUCACGGAGGAGAGAAAGUGAGAGGGGUCGGGGCGUCUAGCUCGAUCCGCAGGGGACAAGAGCUUCUGCGGGUUCCAAGAAGCUUGUUCCUAGCGCCGGGCAAGAAGGCAGGUCUUGAACAGCAGGAGGUAACCCUUGCUGCAGAGAUUGCGAAGCAGUUCCAACUAGGCAGUGACGGUCAGUAUGAGAGAUACUUGCAGGCACUUCCCGGAAGAGAAGAACUUGAUGGUCUGCAUCCUUUCUAUGCCUCGAACGAGGACUUGGUGUUGUUCAGUGACAUACCGUACGUGAGUGCCAUAAGGAAGAAGAGGACGGUUCUGCGAGACGCAUGGCUCAAGCACAAGAAUGGAGAUUCUGCAUCAUCUUCGUUCGACUGGGAGGGAGAUUUUGAUUGGCCCGAAUUCUUGCAUGCUUUCAUCCUUCAGCUUUCUAGGAGAAUGAGGAUUGUUCUGCCUGCUGAGAAAGGUGGCACCAGCGAAGAAACGAUUGCGCUGGUGCCGAUCAUCGACAUGAUCAAUUUCUGUGGAUCAAAAGAAGCAGCGAAUGUAGAGCUGAAGCUGGUGGAUGAUGGAGACGCUCUUGUCGUCGUGUCCAAGAGGAGUAUCAACGAGGGGGAAGAACUUCUGUUGUAUGCUGCGGCAGCAGAGCAGAAGAAGAAAGAGAACGGGGCUCUUGUAUACCAGUAUGGUGUGAUGAUGGGUGACAACGACGUGCCCAGUCAGCAGCUGGAGAAAGAUGUUUGUGAGAGUCUCGAAUCGGCCAUCCAUGAGAUCCAUGGAAGGAAGGAUCAGAAACACAAGAUAAGGAUGCUUUUUUCAGCGCUGGUGUAUGAAUGCUGCCAAGACACUCAUAGCGUAAGGGAUCCCUCAAUUCUCAGUGCAAAGCCGAUUCGGACAUCGGGGAGUUGA